AGUGUUUCUAGCCCCCACCCAGCUGUGUUUUUUCCCCCCCACGCGCUCAGAUCAGCCUGCGUCUCGCGCCCACAGCUCGCGCCUUUGCGCUAAACGGAGCAGCCUUGUGCGCUUCAUGGACUAGUUCUGACAGGAAGUCUGGUCUAAACCUGUCGGUUCGGUUGCGGUAAACUUCCGGCCCAAACGGACAAGACCUGAGCAGAGGUGCAUCCAUGACUUUACACACUUGGCUGCUUUACGGGGUUGGAUUCAUUUUGGCAUCCGCGCUCUUCACGGCACAGGUCCAUGGACUGCAGUGCUACGGCUGUAACGUCAUCCAUGGGCAGAAGUAUGUAGACGUUGGUUGCUCCAAACCUGAGAUCAUCACCUGUACUCAUUCUCACAAAGGCUUUAAGCACCGCUUCUGCAUCAAAACAGAAAGCAUGGCACUGGGUAUCGUCCUGACCAGCGGCUGUGCCACGUCCCGCCACUGUCAGCAGCAGGAGCUUCCAGGAGUGAACAUCCACUGCUGUGAUACAGACUUAUGUAACAGUGCUCCCUGCUGGCACCCAGGAACUCUGCAUUACAUCUGCAUGCUGGUUGGCCUAAUGGUGAUGUAUCUGUGAAGGAAGAGAACUCCUGAGAAACUCUGGAAUGUCUGGCGUGUCUGCGGAAAUGCUCAAAAAUUAUGUUUUGUCCUUCUUUACAUUUUUGUAAGCCUUUUGCUUUAUAUGCCGUGUAUUACAUUCCUACUGCCAAUCAGGGACUUGAACUGAAGUUUGGCCAGAGGUACUGUGAUGAGUGUUCUUAUCUGCUGGGUACCUGUCAUCAAUAUUUUUGUCAAAAAAAUACGAUUUUUUAAAUGUUAAUAAGAUUUUCAUAGAGUGAUGAACCACCAUGUCUUGAAAUGUAGUGAAUGGGAAUGAAAAAACUGAUGUUUUGAAGAGGUUAUAACUGAAAAAACCCCAAAACAAAACAAAAAACAACCACACACUGUAAAUAAUAAAGUCCUAAUUGUUUUAUUCAGUA
This is a messenger RNA of Ictalurus punctatus (channel catfish), 1008 nucleotides long. RefSeq lists its product as uncharacterized. Lineage: Eukaryota; Metazoa; Chordata; Actinopteri; Siluriformes; Ictaluridae. The transcript is spliced from 3 exons. The record is from RefSeq and is a predicted model, not a curated record. Bases 213 to 605 code for a protein of 130 amino acids.